This is a messenger RNA of Peromyscus californicus insignis, 10515 nucleotides long. It is a transcript of the gene Sdccag8, whose product is annotated as SHH signaling and ciliogenesis regulator SDCCAG8. NCBI's taxonomy places the organism in Eukaryota, Metazoa, Chordata, Mammalia, Rodentia, Cricetidae. Gene Ontology annotation, cellular component: centrosome; centriole. Bases 529 to 2424 code for a protein of 631 amino acids. The record is from RefSeq and is a predicted model, not a curated record. Gene Ontology annotation, biological process: neuron migration; establishment of cell polarity; tube formation. The transcript has 18 exons.
AGUGUAGCUGGAAGGCUCAUAGGACUCUCGAGGGUGCAGGCUUUGAGCCUGCGAACUACAACUCCCGACGAUCAUCAUGAGGGCCAGGCGGUAGGAAAAGCCCCCAGGAGCUCGGUCCGGGGUUCCUGGCUCCCUAGUGACAGCAGCGACAGGAAGCAGGCAGGCAUUCCCCAACCCCCAGCGCUAGGCCUGUUCCUGGAGGGGUGCACUGGACACUUUCCCGCAUAACUCCCAUCUCUGACCCCAUGGCGAAGUCCCCAGGGAACUCUACCCUGGAGGACAGUCUGGGGCAAUACCAACGGAGUCUCCGGGGCUUUUGUUGCAGAACGUGCCAAUAGAAGCCUUCACCAACUGAAAUGUGCCCUGAGAGAAGCUGAUGUCAAUGUGGAAGAAGAUGCUCUGGAUCCUUCCCCCAGCGUCAACAUAGAAAAUGAGGACACCGGGGUGGCCUGGCACGAGCUGCAGCACAGCCAUGCUGUCAAUCAACUCAAAGCUUUGUUGCGCCAACAAGCAAGUAAGGACAAUGAGAUGUCUCCACCGCAAAGACGAAAGAUGUCCCCUGUGUGGCCAGAAUGUGAGGACAAUAGCAUGCCUACUGUGCACAACCUCGUUCCUAUCAUUAAUGACCAGUCUCAGUACAUUCAUCAUUUAGAAGCGGAAGUUAAAUUCUGCAAGGAUGAAUUAUCUGGAAUGAAAAAUAGGGUGCAAGUGGUUGUGCUCGAGAAUGAAAGGCUCCAGCAAGAACUGAAAUCUCAAAGGCAGGAGGAGACACUGAGGGAGCAAACACUCCUGGCCGCAUCUGGAAACAUUCAGGAUUCUUGGAUGAAGACAGGAGAAGAUUCUAGGGUGGAUGAAGCUGCAAACAGACCAUUUUCUCACGGUGAUGCUGAAACCGGCAAAGCCACAUCCACUGGCGAUGCUGAAAAGUGGAAGCUAGAGCUGGAGAGGCUGAAACUCACAUAUGAAGCGAAGAGUGAUCUUCUGGAGUCUCAGCUGAUGCUUCUGAGGAAAGACUUAGUUGAAUAUCAGAAAAACUGUGAGGACCUCAAGGAAAGAUUGAAGCAUAAAGAGUCUCUUCUGGCUGCUAGUGCGUCCAGCCGUGUGGGUGGCCUCUGUUUGAAAUGUGCUCAGCAUGAGGCUGUUCUUUCCCAGACCCAUAGCAACGUGCACAUCCAGACCAUUGAGACACUGACUAAAGAAAGGGAUGACUUAAUGUCUGCGCUAGUUUCUGUGCGGAGCAGCUUGGCCGAAGUGCAGCAGAGAGAGACAAGUGCCUAUAAACAGGUAAAGCAUGCUGUGCAGAUGACCGAAGAAGCCAACUUUGAAAAGACCAAGGCUUUGAUCCAGUGUGAGCAGCUGAAGAGUGAGCUGGAGAGGCAGACAGAAAGACUGGAAAAGGAACUUGCCUCUCAGCAAGAGAAACGGGCUCUGGAGAAGGAGAUGAUAAAGAAAGAAGUAGCCAAGGAGAGGGAGGAUGCAGAGUCGAAGAUGUUGAUCCUGUCUCAGAAUAUUGCCAAGCUGGAGGCCCAGGUAGAAACGAUUACAAGGGAGAAGAUUUCAGCUGUCAGUCAACUAGAGGAAAUUCAGAACCAGCUUGCUUCUCAGGAAGUGGAUGUCACAAAGGUGUGUGGAGAAAUGCGCUUUCAGUUGAAUAAAACGAAAAUGGAGAAGGAUGAAGCAGAAAAGGAGCACAGAGAAUACAAAGCAAAAUCUCAAAAGGAUCUUGAAAUUAAAGAUCAGGAAAUAGAGAAAUUGAGACUAGAACUGAGCGAGAGCAAGCAGCAUGUGGAACAGGAGCAGCAGAAGGCAGCUCAGGCCAGACAGGAGUGCCUGCAAGUAACAGAGCUGCUGGGCGAGUCUGAGCGCCAGCUGCGCCUCACCAGACUGGAAAAAGAUAGCAUUCAGCAAAGCUUUAGCAACGAAGCAAAGACCCGAGCCCGUCAGGCCCAGCAGAGAGAGCAGGAGCUGACACAGAAGAUACAGCAAAUGGAGGCCCAGCACGACAAAACUGAAAAUGAACAGUAUUCGUUGCUGACCUCCCAGAAUACAUUUCUGACAAAGUUAAAGGAAGAAUGCUGCACAUUAGCCAAGAAGCUGGAGAAAAUCUCACAAAAAAGCAGAUCGGAAAUAGUUCGCCUCAGUCAAGAAAAAAGAUACAUGUGUGACAAGUUGGAGAAGUUACAGAAGAGAAAUGAUGAACUGGAGGAACAGUGCAUCCAACACGGGAGGGUUCAUGAGACGAUGCAGGAAAGACUCAGGCAGCUGGAUAAGCAUGGCCAGGCCACAGCCCAGCAGCUGGUGCAGUUGCUCAACAAGCAGAAUCAGCUUCUCCUGGAGCGACAGAACCUGUCAGAGGAGGUGGACCGUCUGCGGGCCCAGAUAGGGAAACUGAGGCUCAAACAAGCAUAUUCAGCUAGCAAAUAGGGGCACAGCAAAUGGAAUCUAAGUCUGACUCCAGAGCCCAAGCUGUCCCCAUUCAGGUUAGAUAAUGGCGGAAGAGAGUCCAGGUGAGUUGGAUGGAUGGCACAAAACCACUGUUGUUCAACAGCUUCUCCUUACACCAGAGAGGGUUGUUUGUCUGUCUGUUGUUUUUGCCCCAUCAAGCAAUUUAAGACCAAGAGGUGGCUGCUGGACUUGUGGGUGGCUCCUGCCUUUAAUUGGGACUGCACCCAGGUACUCUGAGAGGGCUCUAAGGAACUUGGAGUGGGGAAGCAUUUAGAAGCGAAAGGAUGGAAGACCGUUCUCAUUCUCCAUUCACAAUGACCUGGAGCUGACGACCCUGACCUGCCUUGACUCAGCCUGCUCAGUCCCUCUAUAAAUUGCUUGGAGUUCACAGUUGUGAAGGAGCCAAGUUGGACACCAGGCAGAGGGCUUUGGCAAUGAGCAGAAAUGUGGACUGGAGGGCUAGAGGGUUAUAGGCUGGCAGGAGCUCACCCACCAUACACUGACAACUGUCUAGAAUGUGUGUAGACACAGAGAGAGGGGAGGACGAGACAUUCUGGUGAUCCCUGACACUCCUGGGCAUGUCUGGAAGCAGGACCCAUGGGCCUCCAUUUACAAGCUGUUGGGAUAAAUGGAAAGAAAGCCGUAAAGGACAUCUUAGUUUGGUGCUAGAGCCAGGAACAGCUCCAUUGGAAGACCUUGAGCAGGUCACCCAGGGCUCUCAGAGCUUUUGUCCUCAUGGGCACCAUGGGAACCAGGGGAGCUGGGCAACGAGGGCAGUGGCAUACUCAUUGGGACCUCGGGGACUUAGCAGGCUGAAGUAUCCCAUACUUGAGGUCACCCUCUCUCCUUCCGGAGAAGGUCCUAGAGAGCCAGCAGUGACAGGACCAUUUGAUGUGCCCAGUGCUGAGUCCCAUCUCUCAGCCAAGGAGCCCGAUUCUGGUCAUACCCCAGGUCUGUGGGCAGAUCUGAGGGAGAUCUGGCUAAUGCAAGUCCACCAAAGUCAACAAAGCCACCUUUAGUGACUGGGCCUCCGUCCCCUGUGCUGGAGGACUGGGAUCCAUGGUGAAGGAGCCUGCCCCUCUGUGGACUUUGAGCCUCCUCUCACAAGGGGUGCCUUUCUUUCUCACCUGCCUCAACAUGGAACAGAGAUGUUUAGAAGCCAUUUCCUGGGCCUUAAAAGCCUGAGAAUUGCCAGAUUCAUUGCAGGAUUUGCACAGAAUGCAUUUAGAAGAAAAUGUUCCAGGAAAAAGCCUUUCUUCCCUUGCCAGUGACAACAGAAAUGACUUGUCUGCCCCUUGCUCUCCGAUACUGGUCUAUCUGGAGCAUUUCUGAAGGGGCUUCUUAUAUUGAAAUUCUAUCUUGGGAGUUAUUUUUAAGAUGACCAAGAUGCAAGAAAUUUGGCAGCGGUAAUGUUGGCUCUCAGUAGCAAAUGCUGGCAACAGUUGAGAGGCCAGUCUGGUUCUACAAGCUCUGUGCUCAGUCUCUAAACGCAGAGUCUACUCUCUUGGCACAAAUGUUGCACUGGUCCCUGUGUGCUGGCACUUGGUGGCCUCUGUGAGGCAUUUUUGUCUUGAAAUAAACAUGAAUUAUAAACUGAGUUUUUAAAGGAACCCUUGAAUUAAGAAGGCCAAAGUUUGACUGACUUUGUAACUGGUAGGGGAGUGGUUCCUGGGGACUCUGGAGGGAACAGCUGUGCCUUAACCUGUUCUCAUCUGGACUGUGGGGCAUCUGAGGCGUACAGCACCUGUGCGUGCAGUGUGGUGAUGGUGAGGGUGAAGGCUUCCAUUUUCUCAGCCUGGAUGAAUUAAGCAUAAUAGCUUAAUUUUGCAUGUCCAACUCUGAAAAUCUGUCUGCUCAGUACCCAAAAGAGAAUGAGCAUUUUCUGACCAGACAGCUGCUUGGGAGCUUAGUCACGUCCCCCAGAUUGGCUCUACGUCCUAAGUCCUGGCCUAUGCAGAGGAAGAAGGGUGGGCUCUAACAGGAAAUGCCUUGUUUCUAAGCCUUGAUUAUUCUAAAUGGCUUCUGUUUAGAUUUUGAGUCACACACAGCCUCAUGCCCAUGGAGGAAACCAGUCCUGGUUGUGAGCAUGUGCCAAUGCCACUUGCGGCUGGAGAGCUUAUGUGGCUGCUGUGUGGCAGCAAAGUCACUGUCCAGAGUGCAGGAUGUCCCUCCAGCUGGUCUGUAGUGCUCCUAACGCAGGAAUGGCUGAAGAUGGUGGCCCUCUUAACUUCCUGACUCACACUGAAAGGAACUUUUAGAAAAGGGCCUCUAGAAGGCCAUCACAUGACUGCCUGUGCGGGCAUGGCCAUACUCGCUUACUCUUACCAUGGCAGUAGCCCGAGCCCUCUCACAGCCUGGCUGUGGUGUGAGCGCUGGACCAGCCACCAUUCUCUCUCCUUGGCAGACCUGCCUGGCUGGGGAGGCCAAAAUGCCGUAGUAGUAGUGUGGAGAUGGCUUACAGGUGAGGGUGACGGGUCCCAGGGGUACCAGACAAGGCUUGACAGCUUGGAGCGGGGUCAUGGGUCAGCAGGCCGAGCCCAGAGACUCUAGCAUCUGGCCAGGAAGGGUGGAGGCAGCUGGUGAGGAAAUCCGAGUCUGUUCUUGGGUCUGGGAGAGGGAAGACAACACAAAUGGUCUGUCUACUUAGAGGGCUGUUCCCCCCAUCAAGAUGAGUUGGGGAGUUACUGGGUAGUGACUCUGGUUUCAGCUGCCUGGCAUCCACCAAUAGCUGUCACCCUGCGCAGGCUGCCUGUUGAGUCCUCAGCAUUCAGGCUGGGGAGGGAUUCCCUGAGUCCCUUCUUAGGAAUCACUCACAGUUUAGAAAACAGUCUGAAGCUGCGUGUCAGGGGCUCAUCUCUUGGCCCUAUGACUUUUAAGCAUUCUUGGCAGCAAAUGCACUUUCUAAUUUGAUUUAAAGUUGUGCAGGGAUCCAGCAGCCAUAUGUGAUUAUAUUCAAGAUCUUCGACAUUAUCUCAUUCCAUCAGAGGACUCGGUGAAUAGAGUUGAAAACAAGCAGGAGGGAGAUGCUGGGGAGGAGAGGCCUGCUUGUAACCAGCAGACACAGGAUGGAGAUGCUGGGGAGGAGAGGCCUGCUUGUAACCAGCAGACACAGGAUGGAGAUGCUGGGGAGGAGAGGCCUGCUUGUAACCAGCAGACACAGGAUGGAGAUGCUGGGGAGGAGAGGCCUGCUUGUAACCAGCAGACACAGGAGGGAAGCUAGGGAUGGGCAGCUCAAGUGACGGUCUCCCAGACACACUGGCUACUAGGGAGCUGAUAGCCAAAGUGGGGACCUAGAGGUGGUCACUCUUAAUUUGUCCUUCCUAGAGCCCAGGGGCCUUGCCGUGCACUUCAGGGCCCACACACAGUUAACUACCUGCAAGACAGAUGGUGUCUUAUGACUAGAACAGAAAAUACACUAAAUAAAAUAAAUUACAAAGCCUCCUCUGAAACCAGAAUUUUUUGGAAAGAGUUCUAAAUAGAUGAAAACAAACAAUUUGAUUUCAACCAAAUUGUUGUUUUUUUGUUUUUAUCCUGAUUUUCACCCGAAUUGUCAGUCUCAAAAAUAAACACUGAUACAUUCCCAGAAAAUAUUUUUCAAAUAAAAACUGACUCUGUUAAAGUUUGCCCUGAUUCUUUCAAAACUGUGUACAAGACACUGUCAACCAAAGUGACUUGCAUAUUUUUUUAAAUCAACUUGAACAUAUGCAGCUAAAAUGUCAUUAACUCCCUGCUGCUGGGUGUUUUUAGAGAAUGACAUAAGACCCCAGGCUGCACUUCUAACAUAAGGGUCUGCAAACCUCACAGAGACUUCCCCAAGCAUCUGAAACAGCAUGCACUUAGCUAGUUGUUCAUCUAGGUGCCGUGUGUGUCCUUAGUACUGAAAAGUACACCAGACUCCAUCUAAGGCAGGCCUGUUCGAACAUCUCCCUUUGUCCAAAAAUGCAUACUUCCAGAAUAGGAAUCGUGGAUGGAAAAUGUUGAAUUUUAUAUUGCUUCUGAUGCAUUUGCUCCUCUUAUUGCUUUCUGAGUUAGACAUUACAUUUUGCAAUAUAAAUUCACAAUCGAGUUUUUAAAGGGAGCUAAAUAUUUUAAUCCAAUUAGACAAGUGAACAAAACACUGAAUAUUACAUGCUGUGGAGAUAAGUAGUUCUUGCCUUUAAAAGACUGUAAUCCCGUCACAUUGCAACCCCAAAUGUCAAUGUUGUCUUCAUUUUUAACGCUUCCAAACAUGAGGCAACCAGAGGCUCCACUCCCUGCUGUUGGUGACACUGUCUGUCCUUUGGGAAUUCUUAAAAUUUAUUUCCCAUGGAAAUACGAUUCACAUAAAACAGACACCUGCCCCCGUGCAGAGCAAGUGCUUAGGAACCAGCAGACACUUGACCCUGAAGAGCUCUGGUGAUAAAUGGCUCUCUUAGAAGACACCCUGCACCCCUCCUACAAGAGUGCAGGCAUCCCUGGCCUGCACAUAGCUGCCUCCAUCACGUGGGAGCUCGACCUUGUCUGCAGAGGUGCAUCCUCGUCACCCUCUGCUUUGUCCUUGCUCUGGCUUCUGCAGAGGGGGCAGAGCCAGUCCAUUAGUGGAAGGGAGGCACAGCUGUCUUCAGAAGCCCACACAGGUGGCCAGCAAGGAGUCACUGCUGGUCUAUGGUGACUUGUGACUUCCUGCCUUGGUGGUUCCUGGCAGAGGCUCUAGCCUGUGAUGGGGAGACUGCUCUAGGAUCUGGGGGCACUGCUAAAAUGUGAGCUUGGUAGAUAUUACUGCUUGCUAAGCGAGGUGGCCUUCACUGCCAUAACCCACUGAUGUCACACAGCACACAGAGUACCGUUUGUUCUGCCUGGGUUGAUCCAUUCUGGAUUGCCACCCAAAUUGUGCUUUUAAUGCUGCUGUGCCAGCCUCUCAGUUCUUCAUGCAUCCAAAGCAGGCCUGGAGAAUCAUGGUAGGAACUGUCCUUGGAGACCACAUGCCUAGUUUCAGAUCUCAGCUCGGCACCUCAAGUACAGGGUAGGUCCCAUUUGGAGCCCAGUCCAGGUACUACUAAAGUUCACAUAGUUAACUGUCAACAUCACAACAGGAUCAUGGGGCCACUACAGAGAAUUCAUUUCAUAUCCUCCCAGGCAGAUGGAGGAUUAUAGCCCAAGGAACAUGUAAUGUGAUAGGAAAUCAGAGUCCAUGAGUAUCCCAUAGCAUCAUAACGGAAGGCAAGCCACAGAGAGGAGCCUGGGGCCUGGGUACUUCUGUCCUCUUAGUACAAGCUUGAAGGACCACUGAGAAAAUGGUCAUCCUUUUAAAAUUUCAUGCCCACUGCCAGAGGCACACAGACAAAGAGUGUCUGGGGACAUGGCCACAUAGGAUAAUGAGCACAGAGAGAGCCAGAAAGAAUGAGGGGCUAUAGGAUUCUGGAAUCAAAAGGCAGAGAGGCCUGUGGGCCAGUCUGUCUCAAGAGAAAGGAAAGGGAAGAAGUGGAAAUGGCAGCCUGGAUCUGUCCCAACAGCAGGAAGGGCUGGGGACCCUAAAGCUUGGUCAACUGGGCAACGGUUUGGGUCACUCCGUGCAACUCUCUUCUUAAACUCCAAGUCUAAAGUAAACGUGAGAAAUAAAUUAGGCACAAAACCCAAGGCUGUGGUAGGAGUUAAAAGUGACAAGAAGCAUGUGUCAGGAGCAUCGGGCUACAGCCAGACAAACCAAAGGGCUGUCUCUUCUCCCAGGGCAUUCACAGAUCCAGGAGGGCCACCCCAGGGGUCAUGGUAACAGGGGAGGUGGCAGGAGGGGAGAUGGCUGUCCCACGCUCAUUCCCUAGACACACAUCUUCUCUUCUGGACUGAGACCACCAAGGUUGUGGUGUUGAGGACAGAAGUACACAUCAGUACCAGCCCUGACAAGUGAGUGACAGCAGAUACGUGAGAGUGAUGGUGACUCACGUUUCUGUCUCUGGGUAACUGCACAGUUGAGGCAGCACUGAGAGAUGUCACUCCAGGAGGCAGUGCAGCGCUUAAAGAUGGGCCGUGGCCGUAAGGAUGCAGGGUGUCUACCCACACUAGAGCCUGACACUGAGGAGAGGGACAGCCCCUUGGCUCCAGGAGCAGGGGACUUCCUGGGUUCCUGUCCUGCCUCAGAAGAGCAGGUCAAGAAUCAACAGGGAGCCAGUGAUGAUGUAUCGCUAGAUGACCUUGGAGCCACAGGCACUCAAAAGACAGCAAUGCAUUUCCUGGAGCUGGGUUAAUAAAGAUCCUGCCGCAAGCUCCACUCUGCCACAGGAGUCCCUGCCACUGUCUGCACUCAAGUAGGGAUUUUGUGCCCAAGUGUGUUCACUUCUGUCUUCUGAAAUGUGCCUAUCAUGGUAUGUGCUGAUUCUUGUUCAAUCACCCACUUUCUUGGGUUAGAAGACCAGUGUCUAGGGACCCAGGAUACCAGGCAGCCUGUCCUGGCAUCCCAGCAAGUCACUCUCAGAACCAGUAUCUGCUUGCUCAGUGAGGGCUGGUGUCAGCUCUACUGGAGUCCCUCUGUCUGCUGAUUACGGUUGGUGGCAGGCUUUGAAGACUGACAGAUGUUCCAAGACCCCCUCUGGAAGAGUCUGAGAACAGAGCUCCCGUGAGUUCCGACAGGCUCCUCGUCUUUAACCUUAUGCUGUCCUGCACUGACCUUGUCUUUUGCCACAGCCCCACCUGCAUUCCUGGUGUGGAAACCAUUCUGCUUACUUAAUUAAAAUUCACUACCAUACUACUCAUACAUGGUAACAUGUACUUGACCUUUUCCAGGGAAGGAGGAAGGAGGAGAGGGGGGGAGGGAGAGAGAGAAGGAGGAAGGAAAAAAGAAAGGACGGACAGACGGAAGGAAGGAAGGAGAGAACACAGAAAAGAGUAUUUCCAGUAUGUCUCACUUGGGCUUCCAACUCAGAAGUCCCCAACACAUAAUCACGGCUUCCACCAGGCAGAGUCCUCCCUUGGAUUCUAGCUCUAGUUACUGAAGCUGGGCGGGCCCUGGCCUGUGCUCCAUCCUCUUGGCCCAGUGGAAAGACACUGCAGCUCCAGGACCACACAGACAGCCCUCCUCAGCCUCCCACAGCACUGGAGCCGGUCAUCUUCCACUGAAGGCACUGCAGAACUAGGGAGACAUCUGACAGACCUAUGUGUGGCAGGAACUUGUGUGCAAAGUCAGUGUAGUCAUCGGGGAAUGGGGUUCAGCAUUUUCCCAACCCUUGUCUCCCCCCAUACCAGUAAGUGCAAAAUCUUAGAAAUGAACCUCAGUAUCAUGGGUCCCACCUUCCAGCAUGUGGGUGGAGUGUCAGUAUGUCAAACUGCAUCUAGAUAUGUUCCAAGAAGCUGCAGGGAACAGAGGCUCCUCUGGGUUAUCCAUACAGACACUGGCUGACGUCCUCAUUCUUCCCCUAUCUUAAAGCCCACUGUAAUGUCAGAUCCAUUCCCUAACAAAUAGCUGGACACACUGUCAUCAUGUCAGCUGUCCUUAGGGACACACUGUCCUGGAGUACAGGCCUGGCUGCUUUCAGAAGGAAAGCAUUGGAGAUACAUAGCCUGACACUCAGACACAAAAAGGGCUUGCUUUGGUCUCCACUGGCAAGGGGUGAGGCAAACUUUCAAUACAGUUGGCUACAUGUGGUUUCCACAUUUUUAGCAACAGAAACCUUUUCUCCAAAACUUCAGUAAUAACAGCUGACCAAACUAGCAAAUGAGAAAACAAAUACCCAUGAUCUAUUUAAACUUACUUUUUAUUAUCAUUUUUUUCCAGUUACCCAGCAUGCCACAAUCUGAUUGCUGACCUGGAUGAAACAGAGUGAAAUAAAUGAUUUACAAAGAGAUAUUUACAUUCAUCUGAUUUGUACUUAACGUGCCACAGUGCACCGAAACCUCCCCAGGGAGACACCACCUGGGGCUGUAGGGGGGCUGGUCCUCAUGCCAUGGGUCUGUCCCUGUGCUACAGCCAGGGGGUGCUUCAGCAUGAACUGGCUUGGGCUAGCUGGAGUGUGUGCUCAAAACAGCAUCAAGUCACCGGUUUUUUGUUGUCUCUAUUCUAGAGUACGUACGGGAUUAAUAAAAUGACCUCUCAAGACUUGA